AUGAGAAGUAGUAAAGUGAACUGUGUUGCUGGGUUCAACAACCAGGUCGAGGAGUACUACGUGGCUCGAGCAACGCUUGUACGCCUUCUUACUAAGGACAAGACAUUCAAAGAGAAGUUUGGCAACCCGAAUGCCACCCACGAUCAUGUUUGUCCUAUCUUCAGCAAGAUAAACAGGCAGAAGCUGCUCGCCCACCAGUGUCACAUGGGCUGGAGGCAUCAGAUGCUGUUUCGCUGGAUCAACGUUACCGCGACACUCCAUCAGAACGACCUGCUACUCGAAUUCCCGUUUUAUCCUGACGAGAAUUGGAAGUGGGACCGAGACGAUCUCUCGCCAGAGAAGAAGAUCCCAUUCACCCUAUACAAACAUGUCAGCAUCCGCAUUGUCAACAAUGAGAAUGAGAUUGCCAUCAUCCGUGUCGUAGAUCUACUCGUUAACGACGAUCAGCCGCAACUGGGCGAUAUGAGCGAUCUGGAUCCCGAUAAAGUCGAUCUCACCAGGUUCGCGGCGGUCCUUAGGCGGAAGAAGAAGUCAUUCAAAUACCCCGCCAACGGCCUCAUUACUUUCAAGCACACCUUUGAUUUGGAAUCAACAGAUUGCGAUCACGAAGAGUGGGCAGCUCGCAUACGCAUUGAGACUAUUGCGUACACGGGGAAAGAGCAAGAUUGA
Alternaria arbusti is the source of this 669-nucleotide messenger RNA. RefSeq lists its product as uncharacterized. The record is from RefSeq and is a predicted model, not a curated record. NCBI's taxonomy places the organism in Eukaryota, Fungi, Ascomycota, Dothideomycetes, Pleosporales, Pleosporaceae. The coding region runs from base 1 to 669 and encodes 222 amino acids. The transcript has 2 exons.